ACGCGUCUUGUGAGGUGCAAUGAUAUGAUUGUGCGCACCAUGGAUCUACUAUUCCCCUACAUCGUGCCUCUUGCCGCUUGUUCUUUCGUUUUUCUCUGUUGGAGACUUUGGUUGCUGGUGAAAUCGACUACCAAGACCAAGAUUGCAUUUCUCAUUCGCAAGGCUCUGGUCUAUACCUUGGUAGUUCGGCGUCGGACUGCAUCAACGGAUACCCCAGUUUUCAGUAUGAUCAACAUCAUUUUAUUCAUCGCAAUGAACAUCACAGCUUGCCUCUUUAGACUCGCAGACAUUCAACAUCUCGCUAAACGAUGCGGGACACUUUUGAUCAUCAAUAUUAUCCCACUUCUUCUCGGGGGGCGAACAAACUUAUUCGCAGACCGAAUACUGCGAAUCUCAUUGGAUCAGUAUACCUUGAUGCACCGCUGGGUGGGAAGAGUUUGCGUUGUACUCGGUCUUGUUCAUGGUAUUGUGAACUCUGCUACUUCAUCUUCGUCCACCAUGGAAACGAUACUCCUCUCGUUAUUAGCCUCGCUGGGUGGCUUAUCCUUUCUCUACUUUCGGCGGCUAAAGUUCGAACUCUUCGUCAAGGCCCAUCUUACCCUCGCUCUCGUAUUAGUCGGCUUUCUUUGGUUUCACGUCUACUUUUACAAAUCUCGUGCUGUUGUAUGUUUGGGAAUAGCAUCUGGGCUAUGGAUUUUGCAGCAUGUAGUGUGGCUGAUUCGCCUGGUCUACCGAAAUCCUGGUGCUCGCUCGACGGGUAAAGUUAUUUACAAACACCAUACUGGACAGGCUCAUGCGAUUGAGCUGACGAUACAACUCGAGAAGCCUUGGGAUGUCAGUCCAGGGCAAUACGUAUACCUGACGCUUCCUAGGCUAGACCGCAAUCGAGCCGGUUUUGUACAGACUCACCCCUUCGCCAUCGCGUGGGUCGACGGAUCUGAUAUUACUGUUCUCAUCCAGCGACAGGGGGGGUUCAGUGAUGCCCUGUUUACAAGCCAAGAAACAAGAUACUCUGCUGUUGUUGAUGGUCCAUAUGGCUCUUAUCAAUCGCUGGAGAAGUACGACAAAGUGCUUUUCAUGGCGAGCGGGAUUGGUAUUGCCGCUCAUCUUCUUGCCAUCCAGCACCUCCUAAGAUCACACAACCUUUGCAAAGCCCGGGUGCGAAGAAUAACACUCGUGUGGUUUCUCGAAACAAAAGAACAAGAAUACUGGGCACAAGGGUUCUUGACUAGGCUCAUAGAAGAAGACGAUCGCAACAUCUUUACGUCAACAACUUUUACACCAGAUAACACGUUAGAUCGGGUUUCUGUGCCGCGGCGGACUUAUGCCCAUGAAGGAUCCAGCAUUGUCCGGGAAAGACACAUCCGCACGAACAAAUCAUUUGAUGUAGCAUGGUAUCUCGAGCAAGACAGCAAAGCAGAAGCUGGCAAUAUGAUCGUUUCUGUGUCUGGAUCGCCCAAAUUUGAGGAUGCCGUUAGGCGUGGCGUGAAAUUGAGCAAGAAGGACAUACAUUUUUCGUUGGCUGGAUUUCGCCCUGAGAAGACUAGCGUCAGCCAGUCUUCUUGUACAAGGUUUUCUUAGAUUAGGCUCGUGCGUACCCAGAUGAAUACAUUCAAUUGAAGUGAUAUGAUUGUACCACACCCCUGAAGGAGGCUGGUUACAGACGAAAAGGGGUUAGUAAAGCGUAAUACAUUCAAUGUUCCAGUGAUCGUGCACUUGCAUCAUCUGUACCUUAUCGGUGUCACCGUUCAUGCUGGAUACCCCACCCGCGUAUGAAAGCGGCGCAUUUGCUUGUCCUACGCGGCAGUGAUGGGUCGGAUGUCAGAGGGACCGAGUGGGUGACCAAUAGAAUACCAUGUCCCCCUGGAGAUGUAUCGUAGCGUAUGUUGGGAUGCUGUGACAUAAAAGACGUGUAGGGAAGGUGCUCGCCCAAAACUUGAUUGACUUUGCGGCGUCCUGUUAAAAGUGCGUUGGCCCACGACCGUUUAACACCAGCAGAUCUUUCGACCUUGGGGCGAACGCGGACGUGCGGACGUGCAGGGGGAAGAUCUUGUCCGUGCUGAGCACCAUGCGCGAACGAUGACCCGGCUACCUUUGGCCCCCUGAGGCGAGUAUGCCCCUGCGCGAACCUCUCGCACAGGGCUGCAUUUGGCCC
This is a messenger RNA of Periconia digitata, 2155 nucleotides long. Lineage: Eukaryota; Fungi; Ascomycota; Dothideomycetes; Pleosporales; Periconiaceae. The record is from the annotation of a GenBank genome assembly.